Molecule: messenger RNA, 1125 nt
Organism: Radiomyces spectabilis
Lineage: Eukaryota; Fungi; Mucoromycota; Mucoromycetes; Mucorales; Radiomycetaceae
Exons: 2
Coding region: 1-1125 (374 amino acids)
Biological process (GO): translational initiation
Cellular component (GO): cytosol
Molecular function (GO): protein-folding chaperone binding
Source: RefSeq, a predicted model, not a curated record
AUGGGUAAAGAUUAUUACGCUAUCCUGGGUGUGUCCAAGAAUGCGGACGAAAACGAAAUUAAAAAGGCUUACCGCAAGCAAGCUUUGAAAUGGCAUCCUGACAGAAACAAGGACAAAGCCGAACUGGCUAAAACCAAAUUUCAGGAAGUUGGUGAAGCCUUUGAAGUGUUGAGCGACAAGAAUAAGCGUGCUAUUUACGAUCAGUACGGUGAAGAAGGUCUCAAAGCCGGUCCACCGCCAUCUGAAGGCCCUGGUGGCGCCGGUGGUGGAUUCCCUGGCUUUGGUGGCGGCUUCCCUGGCGGUGGUGGUGGUCAUACCUUCACCUUUACCUCUGGCGGUCCUGGCGGCGGAUUCAAAUCGUACCACCCAUCGAAUGCCGACGAUAUCUUUAAACACUUCUUUGCUUCUUUCGGAGGCGGUGGUAUGGGCAUGGACGAUGAUGACGAUUUUCGCGGCGGCGGUGGUAUGCCCGGCGGUUUUUCAGCUUUUGGUGGUAUGCCCGGCAUGAGCGGUAUGGGUGGUAUGGGCGGCAUGGGCGGUGGUCGUGGUGGCGGAGGCGGAUUCCGUCAAGCCCAGCCACAGAAACCCCCGGCCAUUAAACGACCCUUGCCUAUUUCUCUGGAAGAUUUAUACACUGGUACGACCAAACGACUUAAAGUCACACGCAAACUUCGCGAUGGCGCCACAGGACGACCGGUGACGACGGAUAAAAUUCUUACCAUCAAUGUCAAGGCUGGGUGGAAAGCUGGUACCAAAAUUCGUUUCCCCGGCGAAGGCGACGAGUUGGAAAAUGGACAAGCACAAGACAUCGAAUUCAUUGUCGAAGAAAAACCGCAUCCUGUAUUCCAACGUGAAGGCGAUAAUCUGCGCAUGAAUAUUACGCUCAGUCUCGUGGAAGCACUUACCGGAUUCUCGCGCGUCAUCAAAACUCUCGACGGUAGAUCCCUCAACGUGAAUAACAGCAACUCCAUCAUCCAUUCCGGCCAAGAAUCCCGCGUCAGCAACGAAGGCAUGCCCAAUUCCAAAACGGGCCGCAAAGGCGAUCUCAUUAUCAAGUAUACCGUCAAUUUCCCUACAAGUCUGACGCCCGCACAAAAAGAAGGCAUCAAAAAGGUGCUCGGCUAA